AUGAGGUCUCCUUUGGUGGCUGCGACAGCGGCCCUGUGCCUGCUGGGCCAGGGGGCGACGGCCGUUUCCCUGACCAUCACCGACGACAACUCGGUCAAAAGCGCCGCGAGUACGAUUGCCUUCGGCCUCAUGAAGUACUACACCGGAAACAAUACUGGCGAUACUCCUGGAAACUUGCCAGACCCGUACUACUGGUGGGAGGCCGGCGCGCUGUUCGGAACCAUGAUCGACUACUGGCGCAUGACCAAGGACACGACAUACAACGACGUCACGAUGCAAGCCAUGCUUCACCAGGCCGGAACCGAUGGCAGCUUUCUGCCCACGAACCAGUCGCUGACCGAAGGAAACGACGAUCAGGGUUUCUGGGCCAUGGCCGCCAUGUCCGCCGCCGAAGACGUCUUCCCCAACCCGCCGUCCGAUCAACCACAGUGGCUGGCCAUGGCACAGGCCGUCUUCAACCAGUAUGUCGGCCGGUGGGACCCUCACUGCGGCGGAGGUCUCCGCUGGCAGAUUUUCUCGUGGAACAAGGGUUACGACUACAAGAACUCCGUCGCCAACGGCUGCUUCUUCAACGUUGCCGCUCGACUGGCCCGAUACACGGGUAACCAGACCUAUGCCGACUGGGCGCUCAAGGUCUGGCAGUGGGAGAAGACGAUUGGCUUGAUUGGCCCGCAGUACCAGAUCUUUGACGGUCUCAGCAUCGACAGCAACAACACGUGCGGCCAGAUGGAUCAGAACCAGUGGUCCUACAACGCAGGUAUCUACAUGCAUGGGGCCGCCGCCAUGUACAACUUUACCAACAACGCCACCUGGAAGGCCAACCUGGACGGCAUGAUCAAGGAGACGGUCAGCAAGUUCGUCCAAAACGGCAUCGUCUACGAGCAGUUUUGCGAGCCCCGAGGCUUCUGCAGUGUCGACCAGAGCACGUUCAAGGGCUAUCUGAUCCGUUACAUGGCGUCUACCAUACAGCUGGCUCCGCACACCAUCCCGACCCUCAUGCCCCUGAUCGAGAAUGCUGCCGAGGCUGCGGCGUCCAGUUGCACGGGCCCAGCCUCGCCUACCUUCAAGGGAAUUGAUGGCACAGGGUGUGGUUUCACGUGGAUCCCCAAGGGUACAUAUGAUGGCAAAAACGGUGUCGGCUCGCAGAUGAACGCCUUGGACGCCGUCAUGUACUCUCUGGUCCAGAAGGCCCCUGCGCCCGCCACAGCCAACAAGGGCGGUACUUCCAAGGGUGACCCCGGUGCUGGUAUGGGCAACAUCGAUCCUGCUGGCGAUAUUGACAAGGUCACGAAGCCUACAACCGGCGGAAAGGUUGGGGCAGCGAUCCUCACCCUCCUGUUGCUCUGCAGUGUCCUCGGUGGCAGUGCAGUGCUACUGCUGUAA
Messenger RNA from Trichoderma citrinoviride, 1383 nucleotides. RefSeq names its product family 76 glycoside hydrolase. The transcript is spliced from 3 exons. The record is from RefSeq and is a predicted model, not a curated record. Gene Ontology annotation, molecular function: mannan endo-1,6-alpha-mannosidase activity. NCBI's taxonomy places the organism in Eukaryota, Fungi, Ascomycota, Sordariomycetes, Hypocreales, Hypocreaceae. Bases 1 to 1383 code for a protein of 460 amino acids. Gene Ontology annotation, biological process: carbohydrate catabolic process; fungal-type cell wall biogenesis.